Molecule: messenger RNA, 15892 nt
Organism: Podarcis lilfordi (Lilford's wall lizard)
Lineage: Eukaryota; Metazoa; Chordata; Lepidosauria; Squamata; Lacertidae
Source: the annotation of a GenBank genome assembly
GUCACAAUGGCUCCAGGGCGGUUCAGCUGGUCGAGAGCUGCCCAGCUGAACCAAGGGGAUUUGGGGAAUGUUUAUCUGCGUUAAAUAUGGAGGUAAGGGGGAACCCAGUAGACAUGGGUUGUAGGAACAGAGGAAGCUGCCUUAUACUGAGCCAGGCCAUUGGUCCAUCUAGCUCAGUACUGACCACACUAACUGGCAGCAGCUGUCCUGGGUGCUAGUCAGAGAUCUCUCCUAGCCUCACCUGGAUACAAAACACUGGGGGUUGGGGGAGACUUUCCCAUGGAAAGCAGACCAGUGUCUCUUCUAGCCAGUGAUUUUUUUUCUGGGGGGAUAGGGUGGGGGAACUCACCACAAUGUCUGUUUGUUUGUUUAUUGUGGGCCCAGUCACAGUGCCUCCGCCCAGGCAGACAAUGAUCUGGAUUAGAAACGGCCACAACUUUAUUGAUUAGAGAUAUAGGUGGAUUUUUGGCUCAGGCAUUGGGUGUAUGUCUGUUCCAGCCCUCUCUGCCAGAAAAAAAAUAUAUAUAUUUAAUUUUUAAAAGGUAAGGGAACUCAGUCCACACCCCACUCCCAGGCUCUUGCUAUAUAUAUAUAAAAACCCCUGCCUGUUGUGGUGCAUGGGCUCAGCUGCUGCCCAUAGAAACCAUCCUUGGCUCCUCUUCUUGCAGACCAACGACAACUCCUGGCGAACAUUAACUGCUCAGUCUUACUCCUAAUGCAUUACCUGCGCGACAAGGUGGGACUGCACAGGACAGGUGAGAUGAGUUCCCAAAGCACAAAGAAAGUGGACGGCAAACCCUGCCCAGUUGAUGGUCAGGAGGCAACAAAGACUGCUUCCCUUUGGUUGACUGUACUACGGAUCCUGCAACAGGUAGUGCCGGGUUGGGGGGGGAAUGACAUGCCAUCUUAUCUCCAGGUGGAAAAUAUCCUGUGUCCACACUGCUUGUGACUUCUAUGUACCAGAAGUACAAACUCAAAGGAAGACCCUUGGGCUCUGUUGACUAAGGACUAAAAACUGGCCACCCAUGAAGGUCCUUAACCCAUCCUUAAUAAAUGUACUUUGGAACUCCCAUUUUCUUUUCAGCUCCUGUGGCUCCUCUUUCCUGUUUCAACAAGUGGAGAUUUUUUAAUCCUAUUUUUCAUCUGCAUUGCACCUGGGAUUAUUUUGGAUAUAUAAAUUGUUUUAAUUGUUUUUAGAUAUGAAAUCCACUAUAUAUUUUGGAAGGUUGUUUGUUCGCUACGCAACUGGAUGCCUUUUAAGACAUCAUAACUAAAUUUUGCAUGAUGGUUCCGGAGUUCAAGCAGGUUUUCAUCUAUUUUUGGAUAAAACUGGACACCAUUUUUGAAUGCAGGGCCUUUGAGGGGAUGGCUCCCCAUCUCUGACGUAUUUUCUCCAGGGAGGCUUGCAUAGUGCUGAGUUGAAUGUCUUUUGAUGUCAGCGUGUAGAGGCUGGUCCGCUAGGGCCCCACCCACCAUCUUCUUACUUACAAGUAGUCCAGGUGUCUGCCUGCCAGCUCUCUCCUCCUUAGUCAUAGUCUGUGUACCUACCAUGCUUUUAAACUGCAUGGCUUCCCCCAAAGAAUCCUGGGAACCUUAGUUUAUCCCCUCACAGAGCUAUAAUUCCCAGAACCCUUAAUAAAAUGCAGUUCCCAUGAUUAUUUUUUGGAGAGGAAGACAUGUGGGUGAAAUUUCCGAAAAGCAGUGCUUUGUCCUGGAUCUUAGGCAAGUCAAUCAAAAAAAUGCAACCCUACCAUAUGUUUAGUGGCCAGGGCUCCCCCCUUAAAGAAUUCUGGGAACUGUAGUUUGUUCAGGGUGUUGAGAAUUGUUGGGACCCCACAGGGCUGUAAUUCUCAAGAGUUCUCUGGGAAUAAAGAUUGUUAAAGUCUUUUUUAAAAGAAGAAGAAGAAGAAGAAAAUUCUAUUACAUAUUUUUCAUAAUUCAAUAAGAUAAAAGAAACUAAUCUAAAUAAAAACAAAAACAGAGAAACAAAGAAGGGAAAUACCAAAAAGAAACCCAAAUAGAAUAAUAGAAAAGAAAAUAAUAAAAUAAAAAUAAAAAUUUGCUGUCAGCAAGAAAUUACUCAAAAUAUUCAUUCUAGAAUGGCACCAAACUGAUAAAAGGCAAUAUUUUCUGAAUAUUGACCCAAAUAGAUUAAUUCAUUUUCCUUUGUACACAAAAAGUCCAAAAGGGCUUCUAUUAUUAUUAUUAUUAUUAUUAUUAUUAUUAUUAUUAUUAUUAAAUAUCAGCAAUAGUCUUUCUGUAUCAAACAUAUUGAUUGUUAAAUUAUGUGGGAACUGUAGUUCUGUGAGGGAAAUAGAGACUUCCUAACAACUCUCAGAACCCUUAACAAACUGCAGUUCCCAGGAUCCUUUAGGUCGGGGAAGCCAUUACUGUUUUCUGUGCUUUUGAGCCCUACCAGUCCUAAGGGACACUAGUCAGCAUCAAUCCAGUUGCAACCCUUUUCUACCUGCCUGAACCUUUCAGGACUUGGGCCACUUCUGCAUUUCCACUAAAGACUUAUACUCUGUUUUGCAUUGAGCCACAUUCUGAAUAAAUUUGACUAUUUGAAGUAUGUUGCUUUCAUUGUUAUUGUCUUUAAAUGUUUGUAGAUCAGGCCCUAGGGGAAAGCUGGCAAUUAAAUAACCACAAUUACUUUUUUCAAGAGUGUAAAAUGCAAGACUGAGAACAGGCAACUCCUGGCGUAGUUGUGUUCUGUGGGGGCUGACCCACAACCAUUGACCAACAGAGGAGAGUGUCGUGGACUUGUUGGAGACAGAAGAAUGGUGGGAGGAACCAGUUGGGGAACCCCCAAGGGAACAGGGCUCAGAGCCUGGGGAGUGGUGGUGGGAUGACAAUGAGUAGUCACAGGGAGAAGAAAGAGGGGCGAGACUGGGUAGAGGAAUUGUCAGAAGCUGAAGAGGAAAGAGGGUUUAGUGAGCAGGGAGAGUCUGCUUCUGAGAAAAUCAGAAGCAGAGGCUGAAGACGAGAGAGGCCAUGAGGCAGAGAUAAAUCAGGCUUUUGAAGAGUCACAGAUGUCCCCCUACCUGCUGCAACAAGCCCCCAUCUCCUCCUGUCUCCUAGCCCCAGAAGAGGGCUGAAAUGGGCAGAACAGCAGCAGGCUCCACACAGGUGUAGUCUCUAAUUGUUUGGGGAAAGCCCUGGUGAGGAAGGGACUUAGAUGGCUGUGGGGAGGUAGGGACUUUCAGUCUCAGCAACUGAUUUUUAUGGGGUAAGACCUACCAGGGAUGAGCUGCUGUGCUCCUUAGGCCUGACAGCCAAGUCUGUGAUGGUCGUGUUUUUGCUAAUAAAGAGUUAAGACCAACUUUGAAUGCUGUGAAUGCUCCUUGACAAAGAGGCAAAGUUCCUGCUUACACAGAGGAAAGGAGGUGAACCCACCCACUCCACUGCCCCCCAUAUCUCUCUGUUCCCUUUUCAGAUCCCAUCGACUUGUGUGAAGAGAAUGGGACCCUGAAGCUGCUAUUCCUAGUCAAGUUUCCAGAAGACAAUGCCAGCAAGUUCCUCACUCCCCGUGUGACCUACUACAUAUGUAAGGUGGAGCGGGGUGCCCCAGGUACGUCCAAGGACUAGGAAGCCCCCCUUCCCCCACCUGCACAGCUAGUUCUACAGGUGGUAGCCACAGCUUCCUGAAAGUCAUUGCUUCCUUGGCUCCAAAUAUUCCCUUUCUCAAAGGCGUGGGGUCAGACGUACGCAGGCUUCCCACUGGUAGCACAGCUGGCAGAGCUGUUUCAAAGCAAACCCAGGGAGCUGCCUCUUAAAUUGCUGUUGCUCUUUCUUGACCCAUGCAGUCAUAAGGUCUAGAAACUUAAAAAUGAAACCUGACAUUUCCUCUUUGGAUUUUGCUAUGUUUUCUUGUGUUGUGCUAACUCAUCCUUCUCCAGCAUAAGGAAGUGGCAAGGCAUCUGCUCAGCAUGCAGAAGGUCCCAGGUUCAAUCCCCAGCAUCUACAGGCAGGGCUGGAAACGCCCCCCCCCCCCAGCCUGAAACCCACCAAACUUCUGAGGAGGAGCUGUGACUCAGUGGCAGUGCAUCUCCUUUACAUGCAGAAGGUCCCAGGUUCAUCUCUAGGUAGGGAAUAUAGGCAGCCCCAAACCCUGGAGAACCUCUACCAGUCAAUUUAGACAAUACUGAACUUUAUGGACCAAUGGAUCUGAGUAUAAAGGCAAUUUCUUCAGAUAUCUUCAGAUAUUUCAGACUGCAAAUCCCAUCAGUCUCAGUCAGCAUGGGCUGUAAUCCCCAACAUCUCGGAGGACCCCAGGUUAGGGAGGUUUUAUUAGCACCUUGACUGUGCCUGCUGAUCUGCUGACAAUUCAGCUUCAUUUUCUCGCUGGCUGUGUUUAUUAUUAUUAUUAUUAUUAUUUAUUAUUAUUAUUAAUUGGGUCAUUUGCCACAGUAUAUUUUUGAUUUUAUGGGUUGUUUUGUGUAGCACGCAAUGGGGAAUUUUAAGGUAUGUGUGUGAGUCCCUUAGCUGGUAUAUGCAAAAGAGCAAUUGCCAUUUAUUGCGUUUCAUUCAAGGUGCCACUUACCCACCUCUGAUCAGAAAGCUACUUCUUGACUUGUGCAAUAUAUUAUAUUGAGCUAUACUGUUAGUAUUAUCUGCUCUGACCAGCAGUGGCAUUCCAAGGUCAACAGCAAAGCUUUCCCCAUGACCCUUUACCUGCCAUUUAACUAGCAAUACCAGGAACUGAACUCGGGACCCCAGGGGACUCUGUCAUUCUUUGCAUGCAGAAGGUCCCAGGUUCAAACCCCAAUAGCAACUUCAGGGCUGAGAGAGACGACCUGUCCGAAACCCUGGAGAGCUGCUGCCAGUCAGAGUAGACAAUCCUGAGCUAGAUGGACCAAUCUGGUAUGAUGCAGCUUCCUUUGUCCUGCAUGCUUGGCAGGUGCUCUUAUACAGAACUAGGGGAUCUCCCCACCCCCACCCCAUGAACUCUUGCCGGGUACUCCAUACCUGUUGUACCUGGUGCCUUCCAGAAACUUGUGGACUACAAUUCUUAAGGGAAAAGGCAGUCCAAAGCAUCUAUUUUUUUAAAAUUAAUAUUUAUUAAAGUUUCAGAAAAAAUAAAAUCACAUUAAUAAACACAAAAAUUUUAACAAAAACAGAGAAAAAUACACCAUACAAAAUACAAAGUACAGAAUAAAAAAAAGGAAAAAAGGGGGAAAAAGAAAAAAAAGAAAAAACAGUUAAAAAUAAUUCCGUCCUUUCAUAACCUCUUUUAAAUUUACUUAUUUCCCGGACUUCCUCAUACCUCCCUCUUUUGUAUUCCAUUUCAGUUUGUAAACCCAGCAAUUUCUUACCCUCCUUUUUAAUUCCAGUCCUAAAUCUUGAUAUAUUAUGACAUUAGAUUUUUACCUGUUUGAAUCAAUUUUUCCAUUUCUCUUAAUCUUUUUGGUCCUAAUCCUUAAUCUUGAUACAUUUAUAGCCUUAAAACCUGUUCAGCUAGAAGCCACUUAACUUCAAUCCAACAUCACUCUAUGGCAGUCCAAAGCAUCUAGACUUGCCAGACAGAUUGGGGAAGGCUGGCUUGUACCCAGGUUUCUGUGAGCUUACCUCUUGGGAAAGAGAGCCAGUAGGGGCUGGAGGUUCAAACUCCCACUUGGCCACGGUCUCUGUCUCUCAACCUCACCUGCCUAACAGGGUUAUUGUGAGAAUUAAAUGAGGAGGGGGAGAACUUUCCCAAUUAAUGCAGCCUGAUGGAAGAUGGAGAGCCUCCAAGCCAUCUGCAUCAACCUGGGCUGCACCUGGAGUAGGAUUAUCAAGGAAUGUAAGGCAGUGGCUUCCCCUUUCUUUAUAACUGCGGAUGCUUCAUGGCAACGCUUUGUGGAACUGGCUUUUCUAAUCUUUCGGAGACCACAGAGAAAUCUCCCUCCAGCUGGAGCCAGGGCUGCAUCUGCCACAAUUCUGGAUGUGCAGAGCAAAAAAAGAGCACAGGACAGGGUCCUGAGUGCAGGAUUUGGCUUUCUGCGAAUCUUGGCUUCCAUUAAGGAACAAAUUCCUAGCCCCUGCAAAAGCAAAAGAUACACUCAGAAAUAUUUGGAUGGUGACGAAAUCUCAGAAGCUAGAGGGGUGGCUGAAACAGAGUUCUGGAUGCUAGUAGGUAGACUUUUAUUCUUCAGUAUCAUGCUAGUCUUGAGGGUGAGCCAACUGAGAACUCAUGGUGCAAAAGAAAUGUGUGUGUUUAAUUGGCACAAUCUGCAGGUUGUCCAGGGGGCAGGUUAGGGAAUGCAGCUGCUCCUGGCACCAAAAUAUGGCUUGGGUUGGGGUGGAAUCUCCCUCUCUUUUCUUUCAUUGCGCACCUGCUCCUCCUGUUUAUCAUCUUCUCCUAAUCUAAUUGAAAACAUUAAAGAAUGCUCAUAAGAGGGAAGCAGGACUGUGCCUGCCUGCCUCCCACCCACUCAAGGCUAGUUGGUCCAUUGUGUGGGGGAGGUCAGGGCGUUUGUGCAGCCGAGAGCUUUCGCAGUAAACAGCUGCGACUCUAACCAUGUAGCCCUUCCUUACUAAUGCCAGCUGUGUCUCUUCCACUGGCCUGCAGGUACAGUCCUCUUCAAAGAACACAUGAACUCCCCUCUCGGGUCUUUGUGGCUAUGGAUUUCUGCGUCCCUCUGGCAUAAAGGGUCUAUGGCUCUUUCCUUCUUAUUGCCCUGCAGAAGGGUGCAGUGCUGACUCAAGAGCUGAUUUUGACCAUCCUCCUUUGAACUCCUUCCUUGUGUGUUCAGGCAGUUCUCCCUUAGGGACAGAACCUUCAUGGCGCCUGCCUGGGAAAGUUGUUUCCGGGAACUUUAGUUGUGAUUCCUGCAUUGAAGGGUGUUGGUCUAGAUGGCCCUUGGGGGGUCCCUUCCAACUUUACAGUUCUAUGAUUCUUUGUAUUCCCCCUUGAGCUCCUGGGAGAAGAAGGCAGGAUAUAAAUGCAAUAAAUAAAUAUAAAAUAAAUAAAAGGCAAAUGGCAAUUAGCUGCAGACUGGUAGAAAUCAGCCGUGAGCCUUCUCCCGACUUGUAUCUAGGAAUGCAGAGCACUCAGCCCAAGUUCCAUGUUGCAAAUGCACUGCAAAGCGUCAAAGCGAGUAACACAGGGUUCUCUCUUUGCAGGGUCGAAACAAGAAAACAGCUACCGGGCCUUUCACCCUAUGUACAAGCACCCUCCAGUAGAAUUAUUGGGUAGGAACUUGCAGGACUUAAAACUUCUAUUCUCAGUUUAUCACAAUGCAACUCUGAAACCUACGAAGUCAGGGCAAGUAAAAGUAGCCCCUUUUACAUUUCCUUCCCCUGUGAGCAACACCAUAUAGGAGAAAGGGGCUAGAAAGAAGUUUUUCUCACCCUCUCUCUCAGUGAAAAGAGAGGUGCUGGAAAUCACCAUGAAUGCCUCCUUCCUUGUUCUCUUAGAAUGGCAAUGGCGCCCACCUGGGAUGUGCUGGAACCCACAUCAGAUGGGGGGAAGCCUUGCUCUCUCAUAUUAAAACUCAGCAGGGUUAUGCAAUGAAGCCAAAUGGUGGGAGAUUCAGGACGUACAAAAGGAAACAGAGCAGAACUGAACUAUGGGACUCUGUACUGUAAGAUAUACUGCUGGCUGCCAACAUGGAUGACUUUUAAAGGGUUUCAAACAAGUCUGUGGAGGUUAAAGCUAUCAGCGGCUUCCAGCCAUGCAUUUUCUACAGUGCUGGAGGCAGUGUUCCACUGGAUUCCAGUUGCCAAGGAUCACAAGUAGCAGGGGCGCUGACUCCUAAGGGCUGAACCCCUUUGACCCCCCCCAUUUGUUAGCAGGGGGCUGAGCCCCCUCAAUAUUCGUUCAAACAUUGUGCAUGAUAUUACAAUGCCGUACAUGACACCCAGAGGCGAUGCUGUCAUGCAAGUCAGCAACACUGCAGCUCCUCCUCCUCCUGCUGCUGCUGUGGAGGGGAAGCAGCCCUUGGCCAUGGUGGUGGCAGGAGGUACAGGAAAUGUCAGCCAUGGAAGCUGAGUGAUGCCCGGGUGGCAUCACCUCUGGGCAUCACGUCUGACAUCCGGGUGUCAUGCAGGACGUUGUGGUGUCGCGUAACAUCAGCUCACCCAGCGCUUUCCUGAGUCAGCGCACCUGACAAAUAGGAGGAACUUGCUGUUGAACUUGCCUCCUGCUUUCAGGCUUCCCCGUCAAGGCCUCUGGCCGCUGUGAUAACAAAAUGUUGGACUGGAUAGGCCUUUGCUCUGACCCAGCAACCAGGCUCCUCUAACGUUUAUUUGUUUUGUUUCAUGAAAUUUAUAUAAAGCGCUCCUUGACUGCCAAACCCAAAAACAAAAGAAGCCUCAAAGAAGUUUGCAAGAAAGGAAAGUAAAACAGUGAAAUUAUCUGGAAAAGAAAAAGUCAAAAACAAGAAGUAUUUAAAUAUUUAGUAAGCUAAAAAAACAGGUUAAAACACAUGUCAACGUUGUACAUGUCUGGUUAGCCUUGCUGAAAUAAAUUCUUUUUCAGCAGGUGCUGAAAAGGAUACAGUGAGGGCAGCUGCCUGAUGUCAAUAUAGUGGUACCUCAGUUUACGAACUUAAUCUGUUCCGGAAGUCCGUUCUUAAACUGAAACCAUUCUUAAACCGAGGCAUGCUUUCCCUAAUGAGGCCUCCCGCCGCUGGUGCCCUUCCACCGUUCAGAUCCCAUUCUUAGACCGAGGUAAAGUUCGCAACCCGGGACACUACUUCCAGUUUUGCGGAGUUUGUGAAGCAAAUCAUUCGUAAGCAGAGCUGUUCUUAAACCGAGGUACCACUAUAUACCACUAUAAACCGAGGUACCACUAUUCCAAUGUGUAGCUGUUCUUUUGUCCCUGAAAAUCACAGACCUGGGUAGAAGGCAGAGCUUUUAGAUCUCCAAGUGGUGGUAUAUUCUAGACAGACUUCGACACCUAGCAUAUUUUAUUUUUUUUAAUAGAACUGAGGCACUGGGUGUCAGGACAGAGGCCAAUCCUACCCCCUUACUUUAGGUCUGAGCAGAAGACUGUUAUCUUUACUAGAAAUUUCUGGGUGAGCCAGCCAACAAUUGCCCCAAUACCCUCAGAAACCUGAGAGGCAGAAUUGUCAACCACUGGAUUAAGAACAAAGCAGGUCCCCCACCAACCAUACCAGCUUUAGAAAAUAUUUCAAUAUACGGGCACAACAGACCUUUUUAUUCAAUAAUACAAGCAAGUUGCAUAAGAAAAGGGUAGUUCCGUUUGAGGAAUGCUUCACCAGGAGAGUGCAGGCAGAAAAAAAUAAAAUAAAACAAACCUAAAUUACCUGUCUCUGAUCUUUCCCUCUUGUUGAGCACCAAUCUCCGAGGGGUGAGAGACUCCAGAGGUUCCAGGCGAUUACCCAGGGUUCGGUUUGCUGGCAGUAAGGGACAGCAGAGACUGUGGUGUCUUUAUGGCAUAUGACUUAUUCACACAUCUAUGCAACCUGGAGAGGCUCACAGCAUUAACACCCCAAUAAUGUCUUGCUUCUCCCAGUCACAGCCUUUCUUCAAAAUCUCCUCCCACCACCUCCCCAAUUUUUAAAGUCAACAACUGAAACAGAGCCUAUUGCUAUCCUUGUUUUUAGGAAACUCUAUAAAGCAUGGGUUCCAGGCAUAUACCCAGGGUUCAGUUUCCUAGGAAUGAGGUUCAGCGGAGACUGUGGUGUCUUUAUGACAUAUGGCUUAUUCACACAUAUACACAACCUGAGCCUACGCUGGAGGGGCUCACAGCAUUAACAACCAAGAAAAUCUUUGUUGUCCCAAUCACAGCCUUGGAUUCCAGGAGAAAUCAAGCAUGGCUCUCCCUCUCUGGCUUGCGGCUGCUUCUAACUUCCAGCUCUCUCUCACACACAACUCUCCACUCUGGCUUUUGUCUUUCUAACUUAACACCUAGUUGAGGGAGGGCCCCCCACCCAUUUGCCCUCUGGCACAGAGCCACUUCCUUUGUUACCUUAAAGACCUAUACUUAGGCCAUUACCAAGAAGCAGCCUGGCUAUUCCAAUAAUCGAGUCCUUGCUGGUUCCAAGAAUAGAACUGACUUGGGCAUACAGCCUAACUGCCCCUCCCCCACCCUGCCCUGCAAACUUACAACACUCUGCUUUGAUCUAGCCUUCCUUCAAUCCACAACAGAGAUCCAAGACUCCUAGAUUAGACAAUAAACCAACAUGCAGCCAGGAAAUAGGCAGAGGACUUGUUCCUUUUUUGACUGGUGGUUUUAUAUCUCUAGCAGGUCAGGCCAACUUUUAUCUUCAAUCCGGCCGAUCCAAGGCUCUUUAGAGGUAUCUCUUAUUUUAUAACGAACUCCAAAAAGGGGGCGGGGGUGGGGAGCCUCCGCAGCUGGACAGUAUUAUGAGAAUUAGCGGACUCUCAUGUUUGCCUUGGACAGGCUAGCCCAAGAGAUAAGCAAGCAUCCUAAGGCUACUCAUCAUUUCUACUUUCCCAUACUCUCUUUCUGUUCAGAGCCAGGCCGGCCGUUACCAGUCCCAGCACAGAAUCCCAGAUUCUGACUCUGGAGAGUUGCUACUCCUAACACCGAGAAAGAUCUAGCAGGGUUCUUCACCAGCUACCAGAGGGGCAGCAAAUGAAGAACGACUCUGGGUCAAAGAUCCCCAGCACACUGUGGCCAGAUGUGGCAUACGCUGGAGUUUAGGGCAGAUUCGGAGCUACCCAGCUCUGUAAAGAGAGGGAAAUAGGCAGAAGAAGUGCAUGGUAGCUGUGGGCUGCAUCAGGGAGAUAAGGAGGAUGUUGACAGUGUGCAUUCAGAGAAGGGAGACCAAGAGAGAUCUGGAAUCUGUGAGGGCUCUGGAAUCAGAGUCCUUUGAGGGUGUGGGCAUGUUAGGCUAAGGGGAGACAUGAUAGCUGCCAUCAUGUAUUUGAAAGGAUGGAAGUUUAUAAAUCUAUGCAAGGCAUGGAGAGAGAAGAUAGGGGGAAGUUUUUUCCUCCCUCUCUCAAAACACUAGAGCUCAUGGACACAAAGUGAAGCUGAUUGCUGGGAGAUUUAGGGCAGAUGAUGGAAUCAUAGAAUUGCAAGGGACUCCAAGCACCAUCUAGUCCAACCCCCUGCAAUGCAGGAAUCUCAGUUAAAGCAUCCAUGACAGAUGGCCCUCCAAUCUCUACUAAAAACCUCCAAGGAAGGAGAGUCCACCACCUCCCAAGGGAGACCAUCCCACUGUCGAACAGCUCUUACUGUCAGAAAGUUCUUCCUAAUGUUUAGUCAGAAUCUCCUUUAUCAUAGUUUGACGCCUGCCCUCCAAAGCAGAAGAAAACAACCUUGUUCCAUCUUCCAGGAAAUAGCCCUUGAGAUAUUUGAGGAUAGCUAUCAUAUCUCCUCUCACUUUCCUCUUUUCCAGGCUAAUACCCAGCUCCCACAACCAUCCUGCAUAAGGAUUGGUUUCCAGACCCUUGAUAAUCUUAGUCAUCCUCCUCUGCACACGUUCCAGCUUCUCAAUGUCCUUCUUAAAUUGUGGUGCACAAAACUGGACACAGGACUGCAGGUGUGGUCUGACCAUGGCAGAAUAGACCAAGACUAUUACUUCCCUUGAUUGGAACACUGUACUUCUGUUGAAUAUAGGCAGACUAGAAUACCAUCAGCUCUUUUUUUGCUCAUGUUAAGCUUGUGAUCCACUAAGUCCCCUAUAUCCUUUUCACACGUUCUACUGAUAAGUCAGGUUUCCCCAUCUUAUCUUUGUGCAGCUGCCUAUUCCUGCCCAAGUGCAGAACCUUAGAUUUGUUUCUAUUGAAAUUCUUUUUUUUAGUUUGGACCCAGUUCUCCAAUCUGUUAAGGCCACGUUGAAUCCUUUUUUUCUGCAGCAUUAGUUACCCCUCCCAGUUUGGUGUCAUCUGCAAAUUUGUUGAGCAUCCCCUCAAUUCCUUUGUCCAAGUCAUUUAUAAAGAUGUUGAGCAACAACAGGCUCAGGACAGUACUGUGUGGCACCCCAAUUGUCACUUUUUUCCAGGAUGACAAGGAACCUUUACUGAGCACUCUUUGGGUUCAGUCAGUCAACCAGUUACAGAACCACCUAACAGCUACAAAUCUACCUCAUCUAGCCCACAUUUUAUCAGCUUCUCUGCAAAAAUAUCAUGGGGGAGUUUGUCAAAAGCCUUCCUGAAAUCAAUAUACACUACAUCUUCAGCAUUCCCCUGAUCCACAAAGUUUGUAACUGCAUCAAAAAGAAAUAAAUAAAUGAAAUUUGUCUGGCUUAACUUGCUUUUGAGAAGUUAGUAAUCACAGCAUUCUUUUCUAAGUGCUCACAGACUGACUGUUGAAUUAUCUGUUCUAGGACCUUCCCUGAUAUAACAUAAAGUACUUAUUCACUCAGCGCAUAGUGGAACUCACUUCCCCAGGAGGUAGAGAUGGCCAGCAAUUUGGAGGGUUUUCAAAGAGGAUUAGACAAAUUAAUGGUGCAAAGGGCUUUGACAGGCUACUCUCCUUAAUGGCUGUGCUCUGCCUCCACAGCUGAAGGCAGCAAUGCUUCUGAACAGCAGUUGCUGAAAACCACAGGAGGGGAGAGUUCCUCUUUGCUCAGAUCCUGCUCCAUGGUUUCCCACAAGUAUCUGGUUGGCCACUGUGAGAAUAGGAUGCUGACUAGAUGGGCCAUUGGCCUGAUCCAGUCAUGGAGUAGGCUUGUUCUCUGUUGCUCGGAAUGGUCUGGAGAUAUCUAUAUCUAUAUCAUCUAUCUGUCUGUCUGUCUGUCUGUCUGUCUGUCUAUCAUCUAUCUCUGUGGGGUGCAGAAAUAAUUUGAUGGGUAAGAGUGCUGGUUGAAAUAAUAAUGAAACAUAGGGUUUAUUACUCCUAGUAAACAAAGCCAUUCUGAAUACAAGCUCCCAUGUGGCUGUCAUGGAAUCAUGAGGUCAGCUAAAAGGAAGGUCCAACACUAACACUAACUGAAGCAGCAGCAGAAAGGAAGUUAAGCUGAGAGAGAGAAAAUGAUCAGCAGAAGGAAUCAGUGAGGGUCCGAGCCUCUAUCCCACCUCUCUAACUUAUUGCAAGCAUCAUUGCUUUGCACCCAACAAGGCUGGACAGCAAGAGAAACUUCAGAACGAUCAGAGUUGUUCAACAACAGGACAGCAUGCCUUGGAAGGUGGUGGUUCUCCUUCCCUGGAGGCUUCUGAGCAUCUGUCAGGGAUAUUGUAGUUGUAAUCUUCCAACACUGAGCUGGGGUAGGGGUGCACUUGAUGUCCUCCAGGGUCCCUCCCAACUGAGAAGAAUGCUAUGAUUUUCCAGUGAACACCAGGUUGGUCUUAAGCUGACCCUGAACUACUUUUCCACACUGUUCUGCCUCUCCAGUUGCUCACUCAGAGCAGGGGUUGCCUUUUAAGCUCAGCCAGUCACUGUCUCUCCCACAGCCUCAGCCCCCACUUGAGAGUCAGUGUGGUGUAGUGGUUAAGAGUGGUAGACUCGUAAUCUGGGGAACCGGGUUCGCUUCCCUGCUCCUCCUCAUGCAGCUGCUGGGUGACCUUGGGCCAGUCACACUUCUCUGAAGUCUCUCAGCCCCACUCACCUCACAGAGUGUUUGUUGUGGGGAAGGAAGGGAAAGGAGAAUGUUAGCCGCUUUGAGACUCCUUAAAGGGAGUGAAAGGCGGGAUAUCAAAUCCAAACUCUUCUUCUUCUUCUUCUUCCCACUUCUGUAAAAUGGCACCAAUCAGGAUGGUCACAUCCACAUCGUACCUUGAAAGCACACAACUUCCCCCCAAAGAAACCUGGGAACUCUAGUAUGUUAAGGGUGCUGGGAAUUAUAGUUCUGAGUGGUGAACUACAGUUCCCAGGAUUAUUUGGUGGGCACUGCUAAAAAUGUAUGGAGUGGAUGUGGCCCAGCCUCAUCAGGGUGGUUGUGAAGCAGAGAACAAGUCUGAUUUUUAAAAAAAAUGUUUUGGAAAUUGUAAUUGCUGCAUGCACUGUGACAGGCCAUAAAGCUGUGUUUGAGUCAAUGGUGCAGCCAGCUGGGCUUUUCAAGGCUGCAGCAGAAGGUCCUCUUCCCACUGAGCAUCUCUGCUUGCCCUUCAGACUCCUUGCGUAACCAGUGUGACAUCCUUGAGAAAAGCCGCCUCAAGAUUCUCAAGAGCACAGAUGGCAAGAAGCCCCCAACCAUGGAAUCACUCCUGUCGUGCAUGGCAGUAGCAAAUCAGGUGGUGGUGAGGCACUCAUUUUUACCUGGGGGGGGGGGGCAGAUCCAGCUCAUUUUGGCCCUGUAUAGCUUGUCUGACGCGACUCCAGGACUUGCCAUGCACAUACCCCUCUCUUGUCUAGACUCCAUCUAGGCAAGCAAAAGGGCUUGUUUGAGCCAGGUAAAAACACCCAGGGAGGGUGUGAAGCAGGGCUGGUGAGAGGCGUGGCCUGGGGAGAAAGAGGGUGUGGCUGGGCAGGGGUGCAGUGCUAGGGGAGAAUUCUGCGGGCUUGACAGAGAUACCUGCUGCCCUUAGUUUUCUCACCUCUGGUUUAGCAUCCUAUCUCUUUCCAUCUUCAGCACCUUGUAGCCUUUGUGAUCUUGCCAUGAGGGAGCUAGUCUCCUCCUGCCUCAGGGAAUUGCCUUUCUUCCCAGGGGUGGUUGUUGUUUUUUAAUAAAAAAAAUUCAGGGCAGGGUGGGAUUGACUAAAACUUGUCUUUAACAGUAGCGCAUGUGCAUAGAUAUUAAGGUGCCAGGUAUAGUUUACCGCUUCACACCACUCUGGUAUUUUUUAUUUAUUUGUUACAUUUAUAUCCCACCUUUUCCUCCAGUGAGCUCAAGGUGUUGCACAUGAUUCUCCCCAUUUCAUCUUCCCAAAAAUCCUGUGAGGUAGGCCAUGCUGGAGAAAAGAAAUGCAUUUCCUUCUCUUGCGUUUGCAGUUAAUGGAUGUGUUACUUUAAACCACAAGACGACACAGUUUGUUUAGCAAUGUGGCCAGCACUUAUGUGUAGUCUUUGCUUUGUCUAAGUUAACCCCACCCCUAAAUGAUGAGCUCUGUUUUGUUUGCUGUUCUCUCCCAACUUGUUGAGACAAUAUGUCUGUUAUUUUCUCUCUCUCAUCUACACACAUCCAGUAAAUAGUUGCAACAUGAAUAAAGCCUUUGUACUCCAGAAACUGUGUGAUUUUUUUCAACUCAGUUCACCCAAGCUGCAAGGUCUGUUAACAGGUUAGGCUAAGAGAUGGGUGCUAGCCAAAGGUCCCCCAGUGAGCUGCGUGGUUUUGGGAUUUGAACCCUCCUUUCCCAGGUUUUAGCCUGACACUCUAACCAUUAUGCCACAUUGGUUCUUAACUUUUGAACUUUGGACCCAAAACUUCCCCCCCUGAUUUCUCUUUAACUGAGUGAAGAAUUGCCUUCUUGACUUUUAAAUCAGUGGAGGAGGGCAGGGCUGUUGGAGAGUAGAUGGAUGCAACCAACAGCCAAGGGAAGGGGAGUCUUCAGCCAUGUGCAAUAGCAGAGAGAAUGGUGGGGGAAAGAGAGAUACUUGUUUGGAGCACUGGGGUGUUAUGGGCACACCCCUGCUUUCACCUGAGAGCCAGUGGUGGCAUAGUGGUUAGCGUGUCAGAUUAGGACCUGGGAGACCAGGGUUCAAAUUCCCACUUGACCGCAUGAAGCUGACUGGGUGACCUUGGGUUGUUGUUGUGCAGAUUAAACGAGGAAGGGGGAACCACGUAAACCACCUUGAGCUCCCUGGAUAUAAAGUUGAGCUAUGGAUGGAUGGAUGUUGGGUUCUUGCCACCUCCGCCUCCUUCAAGGGCCACUGCUGCUGCACCCUAAACUUUGUUGAUCUGUGUUUGUCUCCUAUGCCCAGGGGAAAGCCAGUGGGAAGUCUGGGGCCAGUUCGUCUGGCGGCCUAGAUGAUGAGGGCCAGCCUCGUAAGACGACCACAACAGCCAAAGCCAGAUGGGAGAUAGGCAAGAAGGAUAAGCAUCGCUGAGUACCGAAGGUGAUGCCCAGAGGGAGCUGCAGCCCACCAUCACUGUGA